Molecule: messenger RNA, 1443 nt
Organism: Ooceraea biroi (clonal raider ant)
Lineage: Eukaryota; Metazoa; Arthropoda; Insecta; Hymenoptera; Formicidae
Product: Small ribonucleoprotein particle protein SmE
Biological process (GO): mRNA splicing, via spliceosome
Cellular component (GO): spliceosomal complex
Molecular function (GO): RNA binding; protein binding
Source: RefSeq, a predicted model, not a curated record
GAGAGACUGAGAACAAUGGGAACUAGGGCCGUUGCCGUUGCGGCGGCGGCAGGUGCUGCCGGGAUGUCGGGCGAGGCGGGGCUGGCCGGCGUCCCGAGGUUACUGGAGGAUCUAGCGCGACUCUCUGAGGAUAAGGACUCAGCUGAUAUCGUGUUUCUACUGGGGAGGGACGAAACCCCGGUCUAUGCCCACAGAAUAAUACUUCAAGCCAGGUGCAAGAACUUCACGGCCGCCAAGAGGAUCGGCACACCCGGAAACCCGACGCCGGUGCGGAUGCCGCACGCACACCCGGAAACGUUCCGCCAGUUCAUCCGUUACAUCUACACCGGCAUGAUAAUACUGCAAGACAGCGGUAUUUUCGAGAUGCUGGGAUUGGCGCAAGAGCUUGGCAUCGAGGAACUUUGGAGGAGUUGCGAGGAACACGUGUCUACCACUUUAAGCCCCGGAAACGCCUGCGCGCUUUUAACCGCCGCUUUGGACGCCCAGGAACGAGUCCCAGGUAUUUAUUAUCUCAUUAUUCUUGCGUUAUCAAUAUUAGUUUGCAGUUUGCUUGCAAUAAGUCGUUGUUCGUACGUCCUUGAAAUUGCAAACACCGGCACGAAGAUGUCGUACAAGGGGCCGCAGAAGGUGCAGAAGGUGAUGGUGCAGCCUAUCAACCUGAUAUUUCGCUACCUUCAAAACCGCUCGCGCGUCCAGGUGUGGCUGUUCGAGAACGUGAAUCUGCGCAUCGAGGGCCACAUCGUCGGCUUCGACGAGUACAUGAAUCUGGUGCUGGACGACGCUGAGGAGUACCACCAGAAGACGAAAAACAAGAAACCGCUAGGACGUAUCAUGCUGAAGGGUGAUAACAUCACGCUGAUUCAGAACACCAAUCCCGGAGCGAAUUAAGGCGGCGGACCUAACCUCGACCCGCGCUGCGUUUCGGCGCGAAUCCGGGGACAAGUCUGGUUGGACUGCACAAGGGGACACUCAGGGAGACUGUUGGACACGAAAAUGACGCUACUUUGUAGAUUUGGGAAAAUGUAUUGUGUGUGAUUGAUGAAUGUAUCGAUGAAGAUGAAUAUGCUGGUUUUAGGUUAUCUCUCGAACGUUUUUCAGCAAUUUGUUUUCUUCCCGAUAAAUUGCGAUAAUUGCGAAACGUAAAGUUCCAUCGUGAGAGAUGAUUGUCUCCAUAUUUUGCGUUCAAUUUACGUCAGCAUACAUCUGAAUAGUUAAAAUAAUUAAUGUUGUACUUUCUGGUUGUAACUGCUGGUAAACAUGUGAAUGUAAACACGUGUACAUUCUGCACACUGUAACGUUACGUAUACAUUAUAGUACCAAACGAUUGGAAAGAAAUUAUUUAAUACGAUGCACUUUAUGUGAGAAGUUAUUCCAAAUGUGUAUUGUGUGAAAGAAUUGGACAUAUAUGUAACGUAAACAAUUAUUAAAUAGCUUAUUUCUAAA